This is a messenger RNA of Marasmius oreades (fairy-ring Marasmius), 705 nucleotides long. RefSeq lists its product as uncharacterized. The transcript has 4 exons. The coding region runs from base 1 to 705 and encodes 234 amino acids. The record is from RefSeq and is a predicted model, not a curated record. NCBI's taxonomy places the organism in Eukaryota, Fungi, Basidiomycota, Agaricomycetes, Agaricales, Marasmiaceae.
AUGGCUGACAAAACUCUCGAAAAACCAACGACGUACAUCCGCCAUGCGAGAAACACAUCUCAUCCCUAUAACCGCUCUUCAAAUAUACAACUUGCCACUCCACCAGAGACUCCACCCCGCCAGAAGCAACGUCCUUGCGCGUCUGUGAAGAGGGAGGAAGUGAAGAAAGUGAAAGAGGGGAAGGAGGAACAACUUGAUCUCCCUCUUCAGCGCGCUGAUGCCACUCCCGGUAUGGAGGAAGUAAAGAAAGUGAAAGAGGAGAAGGAUGAACAGCUCGAUCUCCCUCUUCAGUGGGCUGAAUUCAUUCCCAUUAUGAAUGAAUUAGAGCGCCAAAAGAUCAAGUUGGACGAAAUCACCGAAUUCUUGCAAGAACAGGUGGGGAUACUGCAUUGCGGCCUGUGUGAAAAGGUCUUUCGAGACCCGUAUGCGUUGGACUGCGGCACCAGACUACGUGUCCGAGCCCCUCGUAUGCCCCGACAAGAAGUGUCAGUCAAAAAUAUUGUUUGGCCCAUGGGUUUCUCGGUCGCUGACUUGCUGGGGAAGGAGUUGCCGGUUCUGAGAGGACCAGAGACUUAUUAUGAUCUGAUCUGGGUUGGAAAGACGGAAAUACUGUGGAAAUUAGAUUUCCUCAAGUUCAAGAGGACGCUGUACUUUCGUCGUAGGGCAUUGCAAAAGAUCAGGGACUACGACGCUUCGCUCCUGUAA